AUGGCAUAUUCCCUCUCCCCGUUUCACCCUCCAUUCUCGCAGACAUUCUGUAAACAAGGUGUCAGUAUCGUCGGUUUCGUAGUCGGCGUCGCGUCAUGGGGUGGCAUCAUGGUUCUCCGCGUCGCUGCAUUAUGGAAAACCAACAUGCGUAUUUUCUGGUUCCUAUGGGCGACACUGGUGGUCAUGGUGUUCACCAUGGGUGCCGGCGCCGCUGUCGUUUACUUUUCGAUGCUGCCGACACUGGCGUACAACUCCAUUCUUGGAACUUGUACGUCCAUCUCUGGAUCACAUAUCCAAACGAUUCUUCCAGGAGUCCAGGCCGCCUUUGUAUGGCUGGUGACUGCUUUCACAGUGAUGAAGGCGUACCAGUACCCGUCGCCCUUGCGAACACUCAAGGACAUGUCGUCGGUUAUGAGCCUCCUGCUUCGAGACGGAGUCAUCUACUUUAUCGUCGUUUCUAUCCUUUCCUUGGUAUCUGGUAUCUCUUGGCUACUGAUUCCAAGAGACACAUCUCCCAAUCUGAUUUACGUCUUCGUUUACCUAAACUGGAGCAUCUUUUCGACGAUUGUUGCGCGACUGUUCCUCCGUCUACGCAAGAUGUUCUACUCUCCCUCAACUCACGCCCAAACCAUCUGCUCAACGACCAUUCGAUGGGCUCCGCCCGCCCGAAGACACGAUUCGGCAUCACUUUUUACCACAAUACCUUGGAGUGCGUCUGGGUAUACACUGCCGUCUGCACUAGCGCAGCUUCAAGAAUAUACCGAGACUCGUGUUCAAGAUGCGCCUUCUCGGUUCUUCCAGGAUGAUGAAUUCGCCGUCCUGUCAAUCCAUAAUACCGCUAUGCGUACCCAUGAGGAUCUGGAUGAGGACUGGUAUUAUGUCCAGUCUCCGGCAGAUGUAUUUUUGGGUCCAUUGUCCCCAGUAGCCUCCUCUAGUUGCCGACCCUGUACGAUGGAAAGAGGCAUCCAAGAGCGGGAAGAUACGUGCCGAACACGGGACGCCGUAGCCAAGCCCACUUCCAAAACGAGUUCUGAUCGUCCCAAGACGGCCCCAUCAGCAUUCACCUCUUCCUCGACGUUGGUUGAACAGCGCAUAUCCGAAGAGCGGGUCGAGACGCUACGCACUUCAAGGCCGCGACCGAGCACAGCCGGGAGCCCCUGCACCAAGAGAAUGCAAUCUACAUCCAGGGAGAAGAGGUCCGCGUGGAUACCGCUCAUUGCGCCCAAGAAAGCCGCAACUCGAUCUCGGUCAAACGACAUUGUGGGCCCGUCCUUUGACAUACCUUCUUCUCGUGUCUCUGGAUGCUCUACGACGCGGCGAGAUGCAUUUGAGGACCGUCGAAUCGGUACGAGUAGCCCUUCUACGUCUCUGUGUAUGGAUAUGGAGACUAGGAGGGAUGUGGGCGUUUUGGAAGCAGUCGGUGCUCCUGCUCCCACGCUUUCGGUCCCUAAAAGGGCCAGUACGUGGACGGCUCCAGGUCGAAUACCGUCCACAAAGGAUCGCAAGGCCAAGGCGGUCCAAGCCUCGAUCUUGGUCGAGGUCUAUCGUGAUUCCGAUUGA
Molecule: messenger RNA, 1560 nt
Organism: Serendipita indica DSM 11827
Lineage: Eukaryota; Fungi; Basidiomycota; Agaricomycetes; Sebacinales; Serendipitaceae
Source: the annotation of a GenBank genome assembly